AGGACUGAGAUGUCUUCCAUCCCUACUUCACAUUCUCCCUCACAAGUGACUGUGGCAUCACAAGUCCCUUUUGCAGACCUCUGCUCAAUUCUAGAACAAAUACAGAAAUGUAAAUCCCGGCCGGAGAAAACAAAGUACUUCAAAGAUUUUUUAGAUUCCUGGAGGAAAUUUCACGAUGCCCUGCAUAAAGAUGAAAAGGACGUGACAGACUCUUUUUAUCCUGCUAUGAGACUUAUUCUUCCACAACUGGAAAGAGAGAGAAUGGCUUAUGGAAUUAAAGAAAUUAUGCUGGCUAAGCUCUACAUUGAACUGCUAAACUUACCCAAAGAGGGAAAAGAUUCUUUAAAACUUUUAAAUUAUCGAACACCUGCUGGCUCACGGGGAGAUGCUGGAGAUUUUGCUACAAUAGCCUAUUUUGUGCUGAAGCCAAGAUGCAUCAAGCAAGGUCAGUUGACCAUACAGCAAGUAAACGUUCUUCUAGAUUCAGUUUCUACCAAUAACGCUGCUAAAAGGAAGGAUCUGGUCAAGAAGUCUCUUCUGCAGUUAAUAACUCAGAGCUCAGCACUAGAACAGAAGUGGCUGAUCAGAAUGAUCAUAAAGGACUUGAAACUGGGCGUCAGCCAACAAACUUUAUUUUCCAUCUUCCAUCCUGAUGCUUCAGAGUUGUACAGCGUCACGACCGAUCUAGAGAAGGUUUGCCGGCAAUUGCAUGAUCCCUCUGCAUCCCUUAGCGACGUUUCCAUUUCGCUGUUUUCCGCCUUUAAGCCAAUGCUUGCUGCAAUUGCCAAUAUACCGCAAAUUGAAAAACAAAUGAACCAUCAGAGUUUCUACAUCGAAACCAAGCUGGAUGGUGAGCGAAUACAGAUGCACAAAGAUGGGGAUGUGUACAAGUAUUUCUCGCGAAAUGGAUAUGAUUAUACUCAGCAGUUUGGGGCGUCUCCCCUCGAAGGUUCGUUGACGCCGUUCAUUCAUAACGUUUUCCGAAAGAAUGUUCAGAACUGCAUUCUGGAUGGCGAAAUGAUGGCCUACGACCCCACCACACAAACCUUCAUGCAGAAGGGAAGCAAAUUUGACAUCAAAAGGAUGGUGGAUGAUUCUGAAUUGCAGACGUGUUUCUGUGUGUUUGACGUUCUAAUGGUGAACAGCCAGAAGUUGGGUCAUGAGAUGUUGAGCAAAAGGUACGAGAUACUGAAUAAACUUUUUACCCCAAUAACAGGUCGAAUACAGGUCAUUCUUAAGCGUCAAGCUAGCACCCGGAAAGAAGUUAUAGAUGCUCUAAAUGAAGCUAUAGAUAACAGGGAAGAAGGAAUUGUGGUCAAAGACCCCACAUCGGUUUACAAGCCAGAUAAGCGUGGAGAAGGAUGGCUGAAGAUCAAACCAGAGUAUGUCAGUGGGCUGAUAGAUGAGCUAGACCUUUUAAUUGUUGGGGGCUACUGGGGAAAAGGCCUUCGAGGUGGCAUGAUGUCCCAUUUUUUGUGUGCGGUUGCUGAGGUGCCUCCACCCGGUGAAAAACCAUCUGUGUUCCAUUCCAUUUGCCGCGUUGGUUCUGGCUACACCAUGAAAGAGCUGUAUGAUCUUGGCUUGAAGUUAGCCAACCACUGGAAACCGUAUCGUAAAAAGGAUCCUCCUUGUAAUAUCUUGUGUGGGACAGAGAAACCGGAGGUAUAUAUUGAACCUUGUAAUUCAGUCAUUGUUCAAGUGAAAGCGGCAGAGAUUGUUAGUAGCGAUAUGUACAAAACCGAUUGUACGUUGCGUUUCCCCCGGAUUGAAAAGAUCAGAGAGGAUAAAGAAUGGUAUGAAUGUAUGACUCUUGACCUUUUAGAACAGUUCAGAGGUAAAGCUUCAGGAAAACUAGCAUCGAAGCACCUUGAUAUUGGCCACAAUGCGCCGCAAGAGAAAAAACGUAAAACUAUGCCCAAGGUUAAGAAAAUAAUUGGAGUAAUGGAUAGUUUUAAAGCCCCUGAUCUUUCUAACGUCAGCAGACUUUCCAGCAUAUUUGAAGAUGUUGAGUUUUGUGUUAUGACUGGGACUGAAAACUGUUCAAAAAAUGAGCUAGAAAGCAAAAUAGCCGAAUUUGGUGGAAGUGUAGUACAAAACCCAGGUCCCGACACGUACUGUGUUGUUGUAGGGACUGAGAACAUCCGGGUUAAAAAUAUUAUUUCUUCCAACAAGUAUGAUGUUGUGAAGGCCGAGUGGCUUUUGCAGUGCUUUGAAAGGCAGGCGUUUGUACCGUGGCAGCCCGUGUUCAUGAUUCACAUGUCCUCGGAAACUAAACAACACUUUGCCUGCAAGUACGACCGCUACGGUGAUAGUUACACCGCCGAUACUGACGUGGCCCAGUUAAAGGAGUUGUUCUCAAGGAUGGGUAAUUUGAGGGAGGAGCUCUCUCGGGAUGCGAUUGCUGACAUAGAAGAGCGCUAUUCCUGGAAUGGCUCUCCGCUCAGUAUGUUCAGGCAGUACACCAUUUACCUUGGCAUCCCCAACGAAGCAGGCGAUCCAAGAGACAAAAUUAAUCGGAUGAGUCUGUUAACUGGAGCGUUGAUGCUUCGCUUUCACGGAGCGAGAGUCGCCUCGCAGCUGGAGGAAGGGGUGUCCCACGUAAUUGUGGGGGAGGAUCGUGGCCGGGUAAAGGAGAUAAAGGCAGUCAGACGAACGUUUGAAAGGAAGUUUAAAAUCCUGUCCGAACAGUGGGUAAAGGAUUCCAUAAAAGCUGGGAAGUUACAAAAUGAAGAUGAUUACAUAAUUUAA
This is a messenger RNA of Euleptes europaea (tarantolino), 2748 nucleotides long. It is a transcript of the gene LIG4, whose product is annotated as DNA ligase 4. Gene Ontology annotation, cellular component: DNA-dependent protein kinase-DNA ligase 4 complex; DNA ligase IV complex. Bases 10 to 2748 code for a protein of 912 amino acids. The record is from RefSeq and is a predicted model, not a curated record. The transcript has a single exon. Gene Ontology annotation, molecular function: ATP binding; DNA ligase (ATP) activity; DNA binding. Gene Ontology annotation, biological process: nucleotide-excision repair, DNA gap filling; immunoglobulin V(D)J recombination; DNA biosynthetic process. NCBI's taxonomy places the organism in Eukaryota, Metazoa, Chordata, Lepidosauria, Squamata, Sphaerodactylidae.